AUGUUAUCAGCGGCGAAAGUCCGUAUUCACGGAAUGCAAGAUGAGAACUGGGUUAUUAAAGACAAAAUAAACCAAUAUCGUGGUCUAAUUAAAUUAUAUGAGCGAGACCGUAAAAUCCACGAGGGCGAUUUGGCGAAACAAAAGAAGCGCUACUGUCGCGACAUUCGUCAACUGCGCAAAGACAUAACCACGAAACGUGAAGAGUUGGGCAUCGCUGUAUAUGGAGACAAACAGUUUCUACGUAAUGCGUUUCAGGAACAUAGACGGCUCCAACUCACCUAUAUGAAUAGUCAAGCUGACAAAGUGUUGGAGAGCAUUCACCAGGAAAACUUCAAUAAGAGGAAGCAGCUUGACAGAAUCCGUUACACGAAGAAGAAGAAGAUGGAGACGUUUCGGCUAACGCAGCUUGAGUCAGCUGAAUUGCGAGACCGCCUCUUGUUUGAAGUGGGGGGGAAAUUACCGGCUGAAAAGAAAGAACAGGCUGUGGCCAAUUAUGUACAACGCGCAAAUAUUAAAAAGAACGCCGCGCUAGCUAUCAAAGUUAUGUAUAAGAAAAUAUUGGACAUACUUAAAAAGGAUUCAUCUUACUUCACAGUCGUCUUAGAAGCUCUAAAGCUCGACUGUCGAGCGCAGGGAAAGUGCCUUAUGGGCGCUACGGAAAUGGGGCAGCUAGCUAUGGAAUACCUCGACGAUAGAAAAUUCGAGUUCAAUAAGCUCGAGGCGGAAAUAAAAAUAAAUAUGAAAGAGCGAGAGAGAACGCUAAAACUAGUGCGGCGCGAAGUUGCUUAUUUGACCGACUCCUUCCCAAAUCUGAUAAGGAAAGAGGAGGCUACAAAUUUAGACGACCUUUAUGAAGAUGAAGACGCUGGAAGCAAACAUUCUGUGCAUUGGGAGCUGGAAGAAGUGAUGGGAAUCUGCAAGAAACUGCAAAAAGCCACUCUUGUGCCGUCCUUCGAUAAAAUCCUUCUCAGGCUAAAGGAACAACACUACCAGACUGAGCGACUUAUGAUGCAAUUAACGUUGAACAGUACGAAAAGGGACGCACUCAUUGAAGACCGGAAGCACGCCAUCCAGAUGUUAGAUUCCCUGAAGAACGUGGGACAGGAGAAAACAGCUAUGUAUGUAAUUGAGAAGAAUCAACUGAAAGCUGGUCUGGAGGCAGAAGAGCGGGAAGAACGCAACUUGACAACUGCCUUGAAUGAAAGGGGGCAGUUGAUUAUUGAAAUGAAGACUUCGCUCCAACAAAUAAAUCAGUUGCUCUCCAGUGUCGGAGCUCCGAACGUCCCCAGACCGUUCAAGGAUGUUCCACCAGCAAUUCAAUAUGCAUUGGACGAUAUGAUACAACCAGUGCCAGAGGUUGAAGCCGAUUUCGAUAAGUUGAUACUGACGGCGAAACAAAAGCUCAAUGUGCUGAUCCAAGCUGUUUCCAAGAUGGAGGUCACCGCUGAUGUGAAGGCUUAUGCCAAUGCAUUCUACCACGGCAUCUUAGCGAGAACCAUGCGUGAUAAUUACAAGGAUGAAGUUGUUGCCGAAGGCGGAUUGAUUGAAUUCGAGAUGGAAGACCCGAAUGUACCGAGCCACGCUGUUGUUAAAUUGAGGAGCAAGCAACUGGUUGAGGCUCAGGUCAGCGAAUUUGAUGUGCCGGACGUACCGGCCAAGAAAUGA
This is a messenger RNA of Leptosia nina, 1665 nucleotides long. NCBI's taxonomy places the organism in Eukaryota, Metazoa, Arthropoda, Insecta, Lepidoptera, Pieridae. The record is from the annotation of a GenBank genome assembly.